Messenger RNA from Lachnellula hyalina, 1263 nucleotides. RefSeq names its product O-methyltransferase. Lineage: Eukaryota; Fungi; Ascomycota; Leotiomycetes; Helotiales; Lachnaceae. The record is from RefSeq and is a predicted model, not a curated record. Gene Ontology annotation, molecular function: O-methyltransferase activity. The coding region runs from base 1 to 1263 and encodes 420 amino acids. The transcript has 5 exons.
AUGACUAGAAUCGCUGAGUUGGCAUCAAUUAUCUCGGAACAGACGAGAAACAUCGACCAGUAUUUGAAUUCCAAUGGCAUCCCAACUCCGUCGUUUGACCUCGAUAGAGCGUUGGAGCCCGAGUUCCCGGAACAAAUCAUCGCUGCUAGAGAUGUGGUCCUCGAUGCUAACAUGGAGCUCAGCGAGCUGCUUCUAGGCCCUAGGCAAACCUUUGUUGAAUAUCAGUACAACUACUUCGUUAGCAUGCGGGCGUUGUACCGAUAUAAAGUAGCUAGCGCUUUUCCCGUUGGAGAAGAGGCAACUUUCGCUGAAGUUGCAAAGAAUUGCAAGUGUAGCCAGGAUAACAUUGCUCGUAUCCUCCGACAUGCUAUCACGAAUCGAAUAUUUAAAGAGGUCAGGAAAGGUGUUAUUGCGCAUACAGCUACGUCGAGAAUUCUAGCCGAAGAUCCUUUAUUCCAAGAUUAUAUUGGCAUGAGAUGCGAAGAAAUGUGGCCUGCAGAAUUACACACACUGCCUGCAAUAAUGAAAUGGCCCGAUUCACAAGAUCCAGCGGAAACGGGAUUCUCUCUAGCAAAUAAUAGCCUAGAUACGAUGUAUAACAUAAUGGCGAAGGACCCGACAAGGGCAAAGCGCUUCUCUGGUGGGAUGGCCUUCCGCCUCACCGGCCCUACCUUGAAACUCAGUUUUCUCGUUGACCACGGGCCGUGGGGGAGUCUUCCUGCCGGAGGAACAGUCGUGGAUAUUGGAGGAUCUCACGGCCAGGCCGUGCUUGCCAUCGCGAAGAAAUUCCCAUCCCUCCAUUUCGUGGUACAGGAUCUUCCCUCAACAAUCGCUGCCCGUCGACCCAUUCCUGAAGGAUCCACCACCGCUGAUAUAUCCUUUUUGGCCCACGACUUCUUCACGCCACAACCAGUGGUGAAUGCCGAAGUUUAUCUCUUUCGCUGGAUCUUUCAUAACUGGCCUGAUAAAUAUUGUCUGCUUAUCUUGGAAAAUCUAGUGCCGGCGCUUAAGCCGGGGGCACGCAUUAUUAUCAACGAGAUAUGUUUGCCGGAACCUAACACCAUGUCUACCCGGCAGGAAAGGAGGCUUCGGAGUAUGGAUAUAGGCAUGUUGACGUUGCAAAACGCUCGGGAACGGAGUAGGGAUGAUUGGAUCAGCCUGUUUAAGCGCGCCGACGAGAGAUACAACUUCGUGGGUGUUACUGAACCUAAAGGGUCGGAUCUUGCUAUUAUAGAGUUUGCUUGGCAAGUGGAUAUAGAUUAG